Molecule: messenger RNA, 2175 nt
Organism: Boleophthalmus pectinirostris (great blue-spotted mudskipper)
Lineage: Eukaryota; Metazoa; Chordata; Actinopteri; Gobiiformes; Gobiidae
Gene: prr35
Product: proline rich 35
Exons: 2
Coding region: 1-2175 (724 amino acids)
Source: RefSeq, a predicted model, not a curated record
AUGUCUAAGGAUGACACUUGUAAGGUCUCAUCAGCCAGCAAGCACAAGGAACGAAAACCCAAGAAGCCUCACUACAUCCCCCGUCCCUGGGGCAAACCGUAUAACUACAAAUGUUUCCAGUGCCCCUUCACCUGCAUGGAGAAGUCUCACCUCUACAACCACAUGAAGUACAGUCUGUGUAAGAACUCACUCUCACUGCUCAUUGAGUCUGACUGGCCCUAUAAAAAAGGAAACAUUCUGCAUCCUGACCAGCUCCGCUCCUUUCAACACGGCCUCCACAACGCCGCGAAGGACGAUUUAGAAGGUACAAGGAGGGACGAAGGGAGACCAAAGCAAAGGAGGACUCAGGAGGAGGAGGCAGAAGACAAAGAGUCUCACGAGCCCGAGGACGAAGAGGAGGGAGGUCGGAGUGAUGGAGGCGAAAUCGCAGGUGUGACCAAAGAAAACCCAAACAACAACAACAAAGGGGAUACCACAGAAAGCCGGAAAACCAAACCAUCUGAGUCAGAUAUGCUUAUGGCCGACAUGCUCUCUCUAGAAGAUCAGCUUCUCCGGGCGCGCUCUGUGGAGGUGGAAGCCCAGCUCAAACACUACAAACUCUCCAAGACAUGCCUAUCCGCCCCUGGGCUUCUCUCAGAGCAGUGGAGGCUACUAGCGUCUAGCCACACCAAAGCUAAAGCUGAACCCCGAGUGAGCAGUUCAAUCCCAUGUUACCCUCCUCCGCCUAAUUUAGUGGAUUACCCACAGGACCCCACUGGGCUCAAUCUGUCGGUGCUCGGGGUGGGAUAUCCCAUCAGUCCCAGCCUUUUCUCCUAUAUGAAUUCAGCCAUGCCCUCAGCAGCUACCAGUCUGACAGCCCAGAACCAGCUGGCCCAACUUCCCUUCCUGGCGUCGGCCGCUCAGCUGAUGCACCCUGCGUCGAACACACACGCUCCAGCUGAGAGAGCUUUAAUCCCACCGCGACUCUACUACCCCUUCCUCUAUGAGCACACUCUAGGCCAGAGCGAGCCCAGUAAGGCACUUAAAACAUCAACAAAUAACCUAGAAGCAAAUGUAUUGUCAGGUUUUCAGCCAAAACUCAAUCUAUGGAAAGUCCCGGCGGUGCGGCCCCCGACAGCAGCAGUCCAGACCACAGGCUGGGCGUCACCUCAAAGAAACUCCCCUGAACCAAGCUUCAGAGUGCAGGGGGAAAAACAGCAGAUAACAGCCAAAGACGGGAAAGCAGUGUGGGGACUGAAAAGGACCGGUGCUCCGCUAGGGAACCUGGAGGCACCUGUCGAAAAGAAGUCGAAUGUGGGAUUCACCUUUGACCUUCUGAAGAAUAUCCAAACAGCGUCAAGCCUUAACAUGGUUGCAGAUAAACUUCUCUCACAUAAAAAUUUACAGGAUCCUCUGCUUGAAACGCAGCCUAUUGACUCAUGGUACAAAGAAGCUCUCACCAGCCCAAACAGUGAAACCUCCUCUCAUUCUUCUGGUGGUGGAACCGGCCUCCAGGAUGGUUCACACUCAGCAAGCAAAGGAUCGUCCGAAUCUGUGGCUGCACUUCUCACUGAUCUUUCCAAGGCUCUGCAGGAUUACCAGGAAGCCGAGCGCAAGAUUUCCCACAUGGAGACUGAGGACCUACCUGCUCAGAGCCAUCUCUGGGAACAUCUCAGCAAAAUCCGCAGUGAGCUCUCACAUAUCCACCAAGCCCUCGAGCGGACGUCGAGGCCAAGUGAUGGACCCCUGGAUCUGUCUGUCAAGAGGGAGCAGACUGAUUUGCAGCGAGUAGAUUUUAAAGAUGGCAACUCCACAGAGACAGAGGACGAGGAGGAAGACCUGGAGGACAAAAAGGACGAAGCAGAGGAAGAGAGGGAGAGAAAGGCAUUGUCCGCUUCACUGGAGAGUCGGAAGCAGUCAUUGGACAUGCUGAUUAAGAUGAGUCAAACAGGUGCAACGGUAGUCAGUGGAGACGUCAUCACAGCAGGAGGUAUUGCUCUUAGGCCCAGUCCGAACGAGACGCUUUGGCCCAGCAGAACCACCAAAUGUGAAGCAGACUCCAGUGUUUUACUGUGUCCCGACGGCCGCUCUGUGGUGUUCACUGACAUCUCGGGUAAAACUCAGAAAAGACCCUCGUCCAUACAGCGCUUAGAGGCACAGUGUCCUCCAAGUCCCUUAACAGUUACUGAUAACUGA